Messenger RNA from Mangifera indica (mango), 1067 nucleotides. Its product is annotated as GTP-binding protein YPTM2-like. Gene Ontology annotation, molecular function: GTP binding; GTPase activity. The coding region runs from base 239 to 850 and encodes 203 amino acids. The transcript is spliced from 8 exons. Lineage: Eukaryota; Viridiplantae; Streptophyta; Magnoliopsida; Sapindales; Anacardiaceae. The record is from RefSeq and is a predicted model, not a curated record.
UCGCUUUUCGUUGCCACGUCACCGCGCAACCCAAUUCCCUUGAUACAAUAUUUGGUUAAAUGAGACUCAACCGCUUCCCAUUGCUUUUAUAACAAGAGCCAUCUCUCUCUUAUUCCCUUAUCUUCUCUUCUCCUUCGCAACUCCUUACAGGCCAGCUUCUUAGACCGCCCUUAGAAUUCUCGGCAGCAAUUUAUUUCUCUUCGAAAUCUCGUUUAAUUGAUCCUUAAGCCACACAAUCAUGAAUAACGAAUAUGACUAUCUGUUCAAGCUUUUGCUCAUUGGAGAUUCUGGUGUUGGGAAAUCGUGUCUGCUUUUAAGGUUUGCUGAUGAUUCAUAUCUCGAGAGCUACAUUAGCACCAUUGGAGUUGACUUUAAAAUCCGCACAGUGGAACAGGAUGGAAAAACCAUUAAGCUCCAAAUUUGGGACACUGCUGGCCAAGAGCGUUUUAGGACAAUCACUAGUAGCUACUAUCGUGGGGCUCAUGGCAUCAUUGUAGUUUAUGAUGUCACAGACCAAGAUAGCUUCAACAAUAUUAAGCAGUGGUUGAAUGAAAUUGAUCGCUAUGCAAGUGAAAACGUCAACAAGCUUUUAGUUGGUAACAAGUGCGAUCUCACAGCAAACAAAGUUGUUUCCUAUGAGACAGCCAAGGCAUUUGCUGAUGAAAUUGGAAUCCCGUUCAUGGAAACAAGUGCAAAAAAUGCCACCAAUGUUGAGCAGGCUUUCAUGGCCAUGGCUGCAGCAAUCAAGAAUAGGAUGGCAAGUCAACCUGCCACGAACAAUGCGAGACCACCAACUGUGCAGUUUCAAGGACAGCCUGUCAACCAGAAAUCCGGUUGCUGCUCAACUUAAACCUAUGAUCAGUAUUUAUCUGUGGAAUGUAAGACUAGUUCUAUCUUCUUAAUAUACAUUUAUAUCAAGAUUAUUUGCUUUUCUUGUUGACUCAACAAUCUUCUAAUGUUUCCAUUCUUUUCAUUGUAUUUGAUUUUUAAAAUAAUAUUUGUACAAAUUAGGAAUGUUGGGAAUAGCAGUAUUUGACCUGCCCUCCCCAUUUCAUUUUUAUUCUUCA